UCUUGGAAAAACAGGCACCUUUUGCAGGCUGCGGAGCAGUGCACCAGCAUACUUGCUCCUCCGUAUACUUUACUUUCAGUUCGCCGGAAAUAUAGUUUAUAAUUUUAAAAUAAUAACUCCGAAAUAUCGUGUAAAUGGCUAGCAUGGCCAACCGAAAUCUUAAGCAGAUUAAUAUACACAACAACUCUCCGUCUCCCAGACCCCACAACCCAAAUCGCAAUUCGGAAUCGCCAGCCGCUGAACAAGGGCCAAAGAUGGAGGGACCAACAACGUCAAAUACAGAUCCCAUUUCUGAAUCUGACGCUGGCGAGCCACUUGAAAUGACAUUUGACUUGAAAAGCUUCAGGAAACCAGGAGAGAAAACGUUUACUCAGCGAUGCAGGUUGUUUGUGGGAAAUCUCCCUACUGAUUUGACAGAGGAGGAUUUCAAAAAUCUGUUCUCAAAAUAUGGAGAAGCCAACGAAGUCUUCAUCAACAGAGACCGGGGAUUUGGAUUCAUCCGACUGGAAACCAGGACGCUGGCAGAGAUCGCGAAGGCUGAGCUGGAUGGAACGGUCAUGAGGAACAGGCCGAUCCGGAUCCGCUUCGCCACACACGGAGCGGCGCUGACGGUGCGGAACCUCUCCCCUGUGGUCUCCAACGAGCUCCUGGAGCAGGCCUUUGCCCAGUUCGGCCCGGUGGAGAGGGCCAUCGUUGUGGUUGACGACCGUGGCAGGCCGACUGGCAAAGGAUUUGUGGAGUUUGCUUCAAAACCCGCUGCCCGGAAGGCGUUGGAACGUUGUGCAGAUGGAGCCCUUCUACUGACCACGGCGCCCCGUCCUGCUGUCGUUGAGCCAACGGAACAGUUUGAUGAUGAAGACGGCCUCCCCGAAAAGUUGCUGCAGAAAUCUGCACAGUAUCACAAGGAGAGGGAGCACCCCCCUCGCUUCGCCCAGCCCGGGACCUUUGAGUUUGAGUACUCCUCACGCUGGAAGGCCCUGGAUGAGAUGGAGAAACAGCAGCGGGACCAGGUGGACCGGAACAUCCGCGAGGCCAAAGAGAAGCUGGAGGCUGAGAUGGAGGCCGCACGACACGAACACCAGCUCAUGAUGAUGAGACAAGAUCUAAUGAGGCGUCAGGAGGAACUGAGGCGUCUGGAGGAGCUGAGGAACCAGGAGCUCCAGAAGAGAAAGCAUAUCGAAAUGAGGCACGAGGAGGAGCGCAGGCGGCGGGAGGAGGACAUGAUGCGGCACCGGGAGCAGGAGGAGAUGAGACGGCAGCCCGACGCCUUCAAGCCCAACUACAUGGACAGCAGAGAGCAGGAUAUGAGAAUGGGUGAUAUGGGUCCACGUGGAGGCAUAAAUAUGGGAGAUGCGUAUAACCCAGCUGCUGCUGGCGGUAACCAGGGGCCCCCACAAAUGAGGGGCCUGGGUCUGCCUGGCCGCGGCGGAGCCAUGGGCCCAGAGGGAGCGGCUGGCAUGGGGACCCCAAUGAUGCCGGAUAACGGAGCCAUGCGCAAUGAUAGAUUUCCCCAGAGUGGCGGCCCUCCCCCUUUGGGUACACCCAUGGGCGGCCGACCGGGAAUGGAGGCCCAGCAACAACAGCAGCAGCAGCCACCACAACAGCAGCAGCCACCACAGCAGCAGCAGCAGCAGCAACAGCAGCAGCAGCCGCCACCGCCCAUGGUGGGGGCAGUCCCUGUGGGGGUGGGCGGUGCUGGGCCCGGGGGUUUUGGGAGAGGCAACCAAGGCGGGGCCAACUUUGAGGGUCCCAACAACAAACGUCGCAGAUACUGAGCUGACGUGUAUAGAGCACCUUCCUCGCUUGAAUUUCAUCUCACUGCUACUCUAUGGGCUUCUUUUUUUUUCUUCUUUUUUUUUUUCUGGAAGGUUUCUGGCUAAUUUCUGUUUGCUUAAAUUGCAGAUGGACGUGAGCCAAGUUCAGUAGUUUUAAUGGUAGAGAUUUUGUUACAUGAGAAGGGAUUUAAAAGCAACCUGUACACAUAGAAAUGAAAGCAGUGUCCAAAGGGCUUUGAUAUCACUCUGCCGAUCUACAGCCCAGUUUGGCCCCAGAUGAUCACGUGGUUAUCUGCUCAUACUUUAAAUGUGAAAUGAUUUAAAUCCAGCAUAUCUUCAGUUAUAGAUUACUGCCAUUGAUAUUACUUACUUUUAUAUUGUGUAGUGUUUCCUUUAGCUUUUAACAUUUUCCUUUGAUUAGUGUCGUUGAUGGAUAUGAGUACUUUCUUGUGUUUGUGUAAGCCUUAGUCUUUCAGUGUUAAACUGCAUGCCCAUACAUUGUUCCUUCUGAUUGCGGUUACAGGUUAUCUUUAAAAUAUUCUGAAUCGUGUCGUGUUCUGAAGAAUUCUGGCAUCUGAAAUAAAACAAUUGAAAUGCUCA
Conger conger (European conger) is the source of this 2375-nucleotide messenger RNA. It is a transcript of the gene pspc1, whose product is annotated as paraspeckle component 1. Gene Ontology annotation, cellular component: nucleus. The transcript is spliced from 9 exons. The record is from RefSeq and is a predicted model, not a curated record. NCBI's taxonomy places the organism in Eukaryota, Metazoa, Chordata, Actinopteri, Anguilliformes, Congridae. Gene Ontology annotation, molecular function: RNA binding. Gene Ontology annotation, biological process: regulation of DNA-templated transcription. Bases 135 to 1775 code for a protein of 546 amino acids.